Messenger RNA from Acanthochromis polyacanthus (spiny chromis), 2691 nucleotides. Its product is annotated as voltage-gated potassium channel subunit beta-2. NCBI's taxonomy places the organism in Eukaryota, Metazoa, Chordata, Actinopteri, Pomacentridae. Gene Ontology annotation, biological process: regulation of potassium ion transmembrane transport; potassium ion transport. Gene Ontology annotation, cellular component: cytoplasm; membrane; voltage-gated potassium channel complex. The transcript has 15 exons. The coding region runs from base 1135 to 2439 and encodes 434 amino acids. Gene Ontology annotation, molecular function: potassium channel regulator activity; transmembrane transporter binding; voltage-gated potassium channel activity. The record is from RefSeq and is a predicted model, not a curated record.
GAGGAGAGAGAGAGAAAGAGAGAGAGAGAGAGAGAGAGAGAGAGAGAGUCUUGCAAACCCCCACACUGCUUGUGUGUCGUGAACAUUUUGGAGCCUAGAAAACGGGAGGAAGAAGAAGAAGGAGAGGAAGAAGAAGAAGAAAAAAAGGCGGACUCUGAACUGACAAAAUGAUGCUGAGGGAGAACCGAGAGGCGGCAUCGAGCGUUUGAAAUGUCUGCUGCAGCUGAUUUUUGGGCCACUAUGCCGGCGUUUUUUUCACAUCCGUGCACCGUGAGAUUCUGUCGAAUAACGGGAGACCCGCACAGCUGCUGCCGGUAUGUGAACUACUCCACACACUGAAGCUGCUGGGCGAUGAUGCAUCGGUGGGGUUUGACUGUGUGAAUUCUCAUCACAUCAAGUCUGGACUGUACAUGUAAAUUCGAGCCACUUCUUUUUGGUUUUUUCCCCCCCUUCUCUCCUGACCCACCUUGCGACAGAUAAUUAGAAUAAUAACAAGAAAAAAAUUUGCCUUAUUUCGACGCGAGGUGCGAGGAUGCCUGGAGCUGUGGUUGUGUCAUUGCUGCGGCACACUCCGGAGCUCCUCAGCUCAAGACAGACCCAACUAAUCUCAGCUGAAGAGAACAGCAAGCUGGCAAAAGUGCUUUACCAAUCAACACAUAAGCCAUAGGAGCCUGUGCAUGUAUGUGGGAGGAGGCUGAGCGGCUGGCACUCUUGAGGGGAGGCAUCUCUUGCACUGAGGUUUUGGGGGCUUCCCAAGAACUGCCACAUCCCCACAUUCGUCUGAGGACUGCUGUGAGCUUACAAGCCUCCUGAUGGUUUCUGGAGGGCAGCCCUGAUGCAUCGUGCGAGUGUGAAAACUCCAAGAGCCUUCUGCCAGGUUUGCAUCACCAGACAGGAGACGGAGCAGACGGCAACUCUGUGUGUGUCAUGUUAGAGGCUGGACUCUCGCCUGCUCCCUCCAACUCUCAGCCAAAAUCUCUGACCUGCCCUGUCUGAGUCCUUUGCAUCUCCGCGUUGCCACGACAGCACAACGGGGAAGACAGUGUCAGGCAGUUUGUAGACAUUACUGUUUGUGUGACUUCCUAUUGACAGCACUCUGACUCUCCUUAAGAGGCUCCAGAAACCUCGGUCAGGAUGCAGGUGUCCUUCGCAUGCACUGAGCACAACCUCAAGAGUCGCAGUGAGGACCGGCUGUGUGGCCUUCGCACUGCUCCACCUCCCGGAGGAAGCAGUGGAGGAGUCGGGGGAGGCGGUGGAGGAGGAGGAGGAGGAGGCGGUGGUGGCAGUGGAGGAGGAGGAGGUGGAGGAGGAGGAGGUAGUGGACAAGGGAGCAAUGGCAACUACAUCACCCAAGGCUCCGUGAAGACCAGGGAGGGGCCCGGGUCCCGUCAGACCCCACAGGGCCAUGCCCACAUGAAGGAGGCCAUUGGGCGCCACACCAGUAUGAAGUACAGGAACCUGGGAAAGUCAGGCCUGCGUGUUUCCUGCCUCGGGUUAGGCACCUGGGUGACAUUUGGAUCACAGAUCUCUGAUGAGAUGGCUGAGAACCUGAUGACCAUAGCUUAUGAGAACGGAGUGAACCUGUUUGACACGGCGGAGGUGUACGCCUCUGGAAGGGCGGAAAUCACUCUGGGGAACAUUAUCAAGAAGAAAGGAUGGAGGCGUUCAAGUUUCGUCAUCACUACAAAAAUCUACUGGGGAGGCCAAGCCGAGACAGAGAGAGGGCUCUCCAGAAAGCACAUUAUUGAAGGUUUAAGAGGAUCCUUAUCAAGACUCCAGUUAGAUUAUGUGGACAUCGUUUUUGCCAACAGAAAUGACGUCAACAGUCCCAUGGAAGAGAUUGUACGGGCCAUGACGUUUGUAAUAAACCAGGGUAUGGCCAUGUACUGGGGAACCUCCCGCUGGAGCGCCAUGGAGAUCAUGGAGGCGUACUCAGUGGCGCGCCAGUUCAACCUGAUACCACCUGUGUGUGAGCAGGCAGAGUAUCACUAUUUCCAGAGGGAUAAAGUCGAGGUGCAGCUUCCUGAACUCUACCACAAGAUCGGUGUGGGAGCAAUGACUUGGUCUCCACUUGCUUGUGGAUUAAUCACAGGAAAGUACAGUGAUGGAGUACCUGAGUGCUCCAGAGCUGCAAUGAAGGGAUACCAGUGGCUGAAGGAGCGAGUGAACAGUGAGGAGGGCCGCAGGCAGCUCGCUAAAAUCAAGGAGCUCCAUCUACUGGCGGACAGACUGGGCUGCACUGCUGCACAGUUAGCAAUCGCCUGGUGUCUGCGCAGUGAGGGAGUCAGCUCAGUACUUCUGGGUGUUUCUAAUACAGAUCAGCUCCUCGAGAACCUGGGUGCCCUCCGGAUUUUAUCCCAAAUGACCCCUCAAACCAUCACCGAGAUUGAUGCCCUGCUGGGAAACAAGCCACACUCGAAGAAAGAGUCACGCGCCUGAAGAUGCAAAUCUAAGUGACAGAUAAUGUUUCAAGAAGACGAAGAAGAUUAUGACAUUGGGAAACAUCGCUUUUGCUCUGCUGUAUACUCAACAACUUGCAUGUCCUCAGCAACAUUAUGCUUCCAGUAUGUGCGCAGAUCCAUUUUGCGCAGUACAUUGUAUCAUGUAUGAAAAAAAAAAAGAACGAGAAAAUCUCUCAAUUGUGGAAGAAAAAAACAAAACAGAUCAUAUAUUGCUCACUGUCGAUUGUUC